AUGCAGGCCUAUUGGGCCCGGAAUGAUUUAUCAUAUGUCACAGGUUGGAAAUCCCAACCCAACCCACUAAGAGGUUGUUGGGCCAGGCCGUUCGGGGCCGAUAGCCGAACUACACCUCCAAGAACCUGUUACACUCCGAAUAGCUUGGGGAUGGAGAUAGAGGGUCCUGCAGAUCUGAGUUCUGACCUACCAGCAGCAGCCAUGGAUGAUGAUCCGAACUUGAGCAUGAAGCUCCUGAUAGACCACGAAGGCCGAAGGGUCCUAUUUGCGGAAGCAGGUAAAGAUGCUGUUGAUAUUCUAUUCAGCAUUCUGUCAUUGCCUCUUGGUGCUGUCGCAAGAAUUAAAAACUGGGAAGACAGGGUUUGGAGCAUUGGGAAUCUGUACCAGAACUUUCUUGUGAACAAAGUAGUAGCCACAUACCCUAAUACUGCAAAUGCUAAUUCACCUCCACUGUUACUGAGUACCAAUCAAUCAUCGCCAACCGAGAAAUCCUACUAUAAGUGUGCUAACUUCGGUUAUAGUAGUUGUCGUUCAUAUGUGACUCUUGACCCCAAAUCCGUUUGUCCGUACUGCUCGACGGCGAUGUCCUCUCCCCUGACCCUUGUUUCUCCCACCAAUGAAGGGUCGUCUUCGUCGUCCUCUUCUUCUUAUUUUGAGAGUGGUUUUGUGAAGGAUAAUGUGACUUACAUGAUAAUGGAUGAUCUGGUUGUGAAGCCUAUGUCUAUCAUUUCUAGCAUCACUUUGUUCAACAGGUUGAAUCUCAAGAGAAGACGGUCAAUCUCACCAUUGUCCAUUGAUAAGGUUGGGAAGUUGCUGAGCGCCGCGUUGCAGACUAAGAAAGUGCUAACAAAUGUUUUCUUUGAAGAAAAGAUGGUGGUUGAAGAGGAGAAAUCAUUGGAGUCAGUUGAGUGAUGCCAUUGUAAUUUGUUAACUUUACAUAGGCUCUUCGCUGCAGUGAUGUGUGUUUGUUGGAAACUGUUUUGUAAUAUCGCAGUAAUGUUUUAGUCGUCGUUUUCUGGGUGGUCAUUGGGGAGGGGGGUUGAAUCCUUGUUCAUA
Tripterygium wilfordii is the source of this 1056-nucleotide messenger RNA. RefSeq lists its product as uncharacterized. The record is from RefSeq and is a predicted model, not a curated record. Bases 1 to 912 code for a protein of 303 amino acids. The transcript is spliced from 5 exons. NCBI's taxonomy places the organism in Eukaryota, Viridiplantae, Streptophyta, Magnoliopsida, Celastrales, Celastraceae.